Messenger RNA from Uranotaenia lowii, 4328 nucleotides. It is a transcript of the gene MKP-4, whose product is annotated as dual specificity protein phosphatase MPK-4. Gene Ontology annotation, biological process: protein dephosphorylation. Gene Ontology annotation, molecular function: protein tyrosine/serine/threonine phosphatase activity. The coding region runs from base 1138 to 2562 and encodes 474 amino acids. The transcript has 6 exons. Gene Ontology annotation, cellular component: nucleus. The record is from RefSeq and is a predicted model, not a curated record. NCBI's taxonomy places the organism in Eukaryota, Metazoa, Arthropoda, Insecta, Diptera, Culicidae.
CACUAGUGCGGGUGGGUGGUGCUGGUGAAUUUUCUUGACUUGAAAGGCUGCUGGUGGGCCAAGUUUUUCCGCUCCAGGACCUCCCAUACUCUGGUUUUUCCGGCACAACAACAACCGCCAUCAGGAGAUAGAUGUAAACAAAAAUCAAAGAGCUGUGAGCACACCAGUUUUUUGUGCUCUUCGGAGAUUUCUUUCAAAAGUGAGUCCGCAAAAGUGUGAAUUUUCGUGACGUGCCCCGUGCCUGUAUUAAGUCAUCACCAGUCGUCAUCGAAAAAUCUUGUAAGUCGUAUCGGCCCGUGAUUUUCACUACAUUGAAGAAAAAACAGCACAAAAAAUUCCCUUUUGUUUUCAAACGCACAUCAUCCAUAACACUUCAUUCCAAAAUCUUUGAAGCUGUGGCAAUUUCUUCCCCCGGGUCACAUCAGGGCGUAUUAUUGAACGGUGUUUUCCGUGACGGCCGCAAUCACGAUCCCGAAAUCGCGUACAAAACAGUGAGCACUUCUCGCGCGUUGGUGUAGAAAUUUCGUGGUUUCGAUUACCUUACUUGCUGACCAUUUGGAACUAACAGCCGUGACGACAUCGAAUCGAUUUUUCAUCAUUCAUCCUCACAGCGGAGAUUGGAUUUUUUUUCUCCUUCUGCAAGUUUGGCAUCUAUACUGGUCCCGAGUGAGAAUUUGUAUUCCUAUUGUUCAUUUGAGGAUUCAUUGGACCAGUUUCGAGGGUCACCUAGGAAGGAAUUAUUAAAAAAAAUUCAGUGAAAAAGGCAUAAGAAAGCACCAGACAGAAGCCGCAGAAUCAAGGAAGGAAAGCUCAAAACCCACUCACAGAAAAAGGAUAACUAAAGGAUCGAAGAAAAGCAUCUACACCUCUACAACACACUAACAUCAUACUUCUGCAGCGCCGUCGUGGCAACACAAUAGCUUCCACAAUCAUCGGCAGUCGCUGCUAGCCAUUCGGUGGCACCGGAACGCUUUCCUUUCAGUAACAGCAGCAUAAGGUUUAAGGUCGCAAGUGCAGGUGGUGAGUCCACCAACGGGGCGGCACACACAGGAACCCAGAACCGAGGGCUUCGUCAACGGCUUCAAAAUAGGUCAACUGAACAGCAACUCCCGUUUCAGCGUAAAUUCUUUCCCAAAUAUGAACGACGGUGGUGAAAUUGUGGUCAAAAAGGUGCUGGGGCACAUACCGAAAAGCAGCACGAUAAAGCCACGACCGAAACCGGAUUCGAGUAUACAAUAUCGGAUAACGCGGGAGGAUCUGUCCGGGGGGCCGGUUAAUUUGGACGAAAUCGAGCCGGGUCUGUGGCUGGGUAAUGCUACCGCGGCAGCCGAUUUGCCAACGUUGGAAAAACUUGCGAUUCGAAGCGUGCUCACGAUCGAUUCCUGUCCACUGCCAGCCCAUGUGACCGAAAACCCCACGCUGCGGACAAAAUAUAUCCAAGCUUCCGAUGUGCCAAGGGAAGAUUUAAUAAAACACUUUGAAGAUACCAACAAAUUCAUCAAGGAGAGCCUGGCUGAGGAACGGAACAUUUUAGUACAUUGCUAUUUCGGUGUCAGUCGAAGUGCGACGAUCGUUAUUGCCUAUCUGAUGGAGAAGUAUCGGAUCGGUUUUGAUGCCGCAUUGCAUCGUGUCAAAUCGAAAAGGCGAUUCGUAAUGCCCAAUCCGGGUUUCAUCAACCAGCUCAAACUAUACAGUAUCAUGGGUUUCCGUAUCGAUCCCACGAACGAGCGUUACAAGCUGCACCGUCUGAAGUUAGCCGCCGACAACGUGCGAAAAGCAAAACGCCUGCCAGUGAACUGCAUGGACGUGGUAAAGCCAGAUCCGGCUGUAACGCAGGAAACACCGGAACCGAUCGUGUACCGGUGCCGCAAGUGUCGCCGGGUGGUGGCUUCGAAAAGCACACUGCUGGCCCAUAAGCCUAGGCCCCCGGGACAAUCUCCGGCCCGAAGGCCUAUGCUGGGCGACAUGCCUUACGCCGCUAGCAUAGACAAUGCCGACGAAAGUGACACUGGUGAGGAGGGUGGCAAGGAAGAGGGAGAAGAUGAGAAGGAAGAAGGAGAUGGAAAAGCAGAAUCGGGAGAUCAAAAACCGGAAGAAGCUCAAGGACCGGAUGAAUCAUCUGGCAAAAAAGAUGAAGAGGUUCUCGUAGAAGGUGCAGCAGGUGGCAGCGAUUCGAAUGCGGAAGAAAUACAGGCCGCAUCAGAAUCGGAAGUGAAUUCUGCUGCCGUUGGACCGAUACCGGUGAAGGAAUGUUCGGUACCGAAUUUGGCAGAGCAGUUGAGGAGAAGUUCAAUCGGCAGUGACCAAAGCAAUCGAUCAUCAGAAAAGGACGGGCUCUGUAGACAGAUUUACUUCACGGAACCACUCGCUUGGAUGACCGAUAUUUUCCACAAUACCCAGGGUCGGUUGUACUGUCCCAAAUGCACGGCCAAGCUGGGCAGCUUUAAUUGGGUCAUGGCUACCAAGUGUCCGUGUGGAUCGGAGAUCUACCCAGCAUUCUAUUUGGUGCCAUCGAAAAUCGAAUACUCAACAGUUGUGCAGAAUGUUCAGGUAACGGUUUAGAAGAUUUUUCAAAAAAGCCAAUAUAAAUAUGCUUUACACAAAACGAUAAGUAAAAUCAUGUAAAUCAAGGUCAUGCGAAACGAGCUAAUUAGCAGGACUUCCCCUUAUUGCAUUUAGCACUUUUCGAGAUCAUGGCUGUCAAAAGUUUUGUACUGAAAGAUCAAACUUAGAAGUUUUUCUCUUCAGCGAUGACGUACACGCGAUCUUUUUAGAACAAAUCAAGAAAAAAAUCGUGACUGGACAGGUAAACUAGUGAGAAAUUUAAGAUGUAGAUUUACUAUUGAAAAAGCAAACAACCGUAAUCGCGUUCAAGUAAUGUGUAGUAGGUUUUUACAACUUUUACUAAAUAAUUAUCGGUGUAAGUGAAAGUAAGGUCAACUGAUAUUACAAUAUAGAAAUAUUGCAACUGUUUUCAGGACAACCUUUGUCACAUUUUCUUCACCAACUUAUCUGAAAAGAUAGGUUCUUCAAGUAGAUUUUUCCCUUUUCAUUUGUUUUUAUCAGAAUAUUUUCCCCCGGGGUCUUUCGACACUAUUCUUGAAGACAACUCGUUUUGCAUUUUCCGUCAAAUUUCAGAGUCAAAAAAAAUUAUAGUUUGAUUCAAAUGAGGUAAAAAAUAAAUUUUUAAACAUAAUUCAGUUAAAAUUUCAGAAUCAAAAUUCAAUAUUAGAAUCAAAAUUUUUCACGUUUGUAUCAUUAUUUUGAUUAAAAAAAAUAAAAAAAAAAAUGUUCAGAGCCCAAAUGCAAAGCUAGUUGUUGGCAUUUCUCUGAGUUUAGAAUCUAAAGAAACCCGAAAAUGCCCUUCCUACCCCAACCGAGACCAUAUGAAGACAACUAAAACAUAUUUAAACCACCUACCUUUAUUAUAUCUAUACAUUUAUAAUGAAAAAAAAAUGAACAUAGCCUUUAAGCGUCCAAGACACACAAGCACAACUCAGAGCCAGGCUUGAUAUAAAGCCAGGCCAUACAAAAUUUAAAAAAAAGCAUAACUCAAAGCGGCAACCAACAAGUAAUAUUGAGAAACAAUAAUCUAUUUACAUUUGUCUUCUAUAAAAAUGGAAAGAAAUGAAAAAACAACAAAAUGCAAAUUUAAAAAAAAUGAACGUAGAGAUUAAAGUUUUGCGAAAAAAGAUUACAAACUGUCAUUUAUCGUAGUUUCAUAUACCAUUUGCUGAAAAUAAAUAACUAGAGGAAAAACAACCACAAAUAAAGUAAUAUAAAAAAAACAUGCGGAAAAUACGUCGUAAAUUAUUUUUAAAAUAAUAAUCAAUGGCUUAGCGUACGAAAAGAAAAAAAUAAGAAUUGUUACUUGCUGUAAAACUGAACAAAGAAAAUCAAAACAAAAACGGAAGAAAUUUGCUUAAACUUGCCUAAAUUGUUAAAACAAAACAAAAACACAUGUUCUUUAAUAAUGAUGAGUGACUAAAACAAAACGAUGCCUGAUAUUCUGUGAGCUAAGCCGAAACACGGAGCAAAACCAUUCACACACGUACAGACAGACCGAUACAAUUCUUCCAUUAGCUCUGAGAACAUUUUUAAGGUUUUGCUGCGCUUUAUAGAGUUUGUUUUUUCAACUGUUUACCUAUGCUUUGGUACGAUAGGCGAAAUAUUUGGCGCGGUCCGAAAUAUCUGAAUCUGAUUGUUUUCUAUUUUAUAAAGAUCGAGCGUGCAUUCUUGUUUUCGUUCGUCUCAUAUAAUCAAAAUCGCCAUAGUGAAAAGAAAUGUUCAUGAAAACACACUUGUUAAACGCUGAAACAAAUUAAAAU